UGGUUGUUUUUGUGUUUAUAGUGGUUUAUAUAGCAUACAAUUGCCUCAGUUUUCUUUAAUAUUAAGAGAAAUAUGAAUGAUUACCACAUACCAUGAAGAAGGAGCGCACUGGCGACAACUGUCGCCCAUUCAAAUUAGCUCACCAAAUUCUUAGUUUGACUGGGAUUAGUUUCGAAAGGAGAAGUAUUAUUGGCUUUGUUGAACUAACCGUAGUCCCAUUGAAGGAUAACUUGCGGUACAUACGAUUGAAUGCAAAGCAAUGUCGCAUCUAUCGCGUUUGCUUGAAUGACCGAUAUGAGGCUAACUUUCAAUAUUGUGACCCAUUCUUGGAUAUCUGCCAAGCUGACCCAAACACGAGAUCCCUGGAAGUAUUCUCGCAAUGCCACCUAGCAGCAGCUCAAAAGAUUGACCCAGAUCACAAUUCCGGAGAGCUCCACAUCCAAGUCCCCGAUGAUGCAGCGCACCUGGUGGGCGAAGGCAGAGGCCUCCGCAUCGGCAUUGAGUUCUCUCUGGAAUCUCCACAGGGUGGGAUGCAUUUUGUGGUGCCAGAAGGAGAGGGGUCUUUGGUUGAGAAAUCAGCUCACAUGUUCACCUAUGGUCACUCAGCUCGCCUUUGGUUCCCCUGCGUUGACAGUUUUGCUGAGCCAUGUACAUGGAAGUUAGAGUUCACUGUUGAUGAGUCCUUGACUGCAGUCUCCUGUGGAGAGCUGCUAGAUGUUGUCUACACACCUGAUCAUAGGCGGAAGACAUUCCAUUAUGUGGUUAAUACGCCUGCUUGUGCGCCAAAUAUCGCCUUGGCUAUUGGACCUUUUGAGACAUAUGUGGAUCCAUUCAUGAAUGAAGUGACUCACUACUGUUUACCAAAUCUAAUGCAAGUACUGAAGAACACUGUGCGAUACCUACAUGAGGCGUUUGAGUUUUAUGAAGAGACAUUGUCCACUAGGUAUCCAUAUCCGUGCUAUAAACAAGUAUUUGUAGAUGAGACUGAAGACGACGCAACAGCCUACACAACAAUGUCUAUUUUGAGCGUCCACCUCCUCCACUCAAUAGCCAUAAUCGAUCAAACCUAUAUCAGCCGCAAAGCCAUGGCCCAAGCCGUGGCAGAACAAUUCUUUGGCUGUUUCAUAACUAUGCAGAACUGGUCGGAUCUCUGGCUGGCCAAGGGCAUACCUGACUAUCUAUGCGGGCUAUAUUCCAAGAAGUGCUUUGGCAAUAAUGAGUAUAAGUAUUGGACGCAUCAAGAGUUGCAAGAGGUUGUGACAUACGAAGAGCAGUAUGGCGGUAUCGUUCUUGAUCCGUGGCAACCGCCGGCGAGCGGCGCUCGCGUUGAUCCCAAAGACGUAUUUUACUUCCCAGUGAGGAAUGUGCACACCAUGUCACCAAGGUAUAUUGAGGUAAGUACAAUACCAUGAAGACUGAGGAGUUAUCUCCGAAUGUUAGAACAACGAAUCGGCCAAGAACUCCUCCUCCAAGUAUUCAACAAGCAACUUUCCCUCGCUACUAACGCGGCCAACACUAAAAUAGGCGGCGGUCUGUGGGGACAACUCUUGUUGUCGACGAAUUUGUUCGUGAGGGCCAUAUUCACGGUAACUGGGAAGGAUAUGGCGGUGUUUGUGGACCAGUGGGUCAGGACUGGCGGGCAUGCCAAGUUUCAGCUGACGUCAGUGUUUAAUAGAAAACGAAACACGGUAGAACUAGAAAUCCGUCAAGACUGCGUCCACGAACGUGGAAUCCGCAAAUACGUCGGGCCCCUCCUGGUCCAACUCCAAGAGUUAGAUGGCACGUUUAAGCACACGCUACAGAUUGAAAAUACUGUGGUGAAGGCUGAUAUAACGUGUCACAGCAAAAGUAGAAGGAAUAAGAAGAAGAAGAUUCCACUUUGUACGGGAGAAGAGGUUGAUAUGGAUCUCUCGGCUAUGGACGAUUCGCCAGUCCUCUGGAUCCGUCUCGACCCCGAGAUGUCCCUCUUACGAAGCACCGUGAUUUCACAACCCGACUACCAAUGGCAGUACCAACUCAGGCACGAGCGUGACGUCACAGCCCAGAGCGAAGCCAUCGACGCGCUACAUAACUACCCCGAGCCGGCGACGAGGAAAGCACUGACUGAUACUAUAGAGAAUGAGCAGACGUAUUAUAAGAUUAGGUGUCGAGCGGCGCAUUGUUUGACGAAGGUUGCAAAUGCUAUGAUCAGUUCAUGGGCGGGUCCUCCGGCCAUGUUGACGAUAUUCCGCAAGAUGUUCGGAUCGUUUUCGGCGCCGCACAUUAUAAAGCAGAACAACUUUGACAACCUGCAGCAUUACUUCUUACAGAAGACUAUACCGGUCGCUAUGGCAGGCCUACGCAACAUCCACGGCAUCUGCCCGCCCGAAGUGGUGCGAUUCCUCCUCGAUCUGUUCAAGUACAACGACAACUCGAAGAACCACUUCUCAGACAACUACUAUAAGGCGGCGUUGGUCGACGCUUUGACGGCGACCAUCACACCUGUCAUAUCUGUGCUGCAACCGGGUGCCCCAAUAACAGCAGACUCCCUCGCAGCGGACACAAAACUAGUUCUAGAAGAGAUCACCCGUGUUCUAAACCUAGAGAAAGUACUACCUUGUUACAAGAACACAGUGACAGUCAGUUGUCUAAGAUCCAUACGACGAUUACAGCAGUGCGGACAUCUUCCGAGCAUACCCACAGUGUUCAGGGCUUAUGCACAGUACGGGCAAUAUGUUGAUGUACGCCUCGCCGCUUUCGAGUGCCUAGUCGACUUCGUCCGCGUAGACGGCAAGCCGGAAGACCUGAGUUCCCUCCUGACCACAGUGGAAAGCGAUCCCGACCCUCACGUUCGACACGGCCUGGCGAGAUUACUGGUCAGCAACCCGCCUUUUGAGAAGGCUCAGCGGCAUAGGUUGGACACGGAGGCUGUUGUGCACAGAAUAUGGAACAACAUAAACAGCCACCUAUCAAACGACGCUCGCCUCAGAUGCGACCUGGUCGAUCUCUACUACACCUUAUACGGGCUCAAGCGGCCAAUAUGCGUGCCUCUACCCGAGAUUCAGGCCAUGAUGAAACAAAUGCAGCACAAAGAGCGAGAGAGGCUGGAGCGAGAAAAGGACAGAGAGAAGGAUAGGGAAAGGCUGAGAGAGAUGGAGCUGAAUAAACCGGUUAUUAAGCAAGAACUUCCUGAGAUUAAAUUUGAAGCCGAGGAGCCGACCACCGUAGUUCCCAGCCUGGACUCCGGCAUCAUAAUGCCGACUCCAAUGGAGUUGGAUAUCAAGACCGACUUGCCCGUUCCUUUGGCCAACAUUAAGGAGGAAGACCUUAAGAUUGACGUCACUUCGGUCCAUGAUUUGCCGAUCAGGGUCUACAGUGGCGAUGACUCAAAACGGGAGUUCAUAUCGGACAACGCAGCCCCGCUGCCGGGCAUUCCUGGCUCGUCCGGCCCCAUCGGCUUCGAGCCCGGCAUGUUCCGGCGCGACAAGGACGACAUGGGCGCUCCAAAGGCAAAGAAAAAGAAGAAAGAAAAGAAAAAGCACAAACACAAACACAAGCAUAAACACAGCAGCAAAGACAAAUCCGGCAAAGACAAAGACCAUAGAGACAAAGACCGUUUCCCUCCCCGCCCCCCUUCUAGCACUGACCAUCUCAAAAUCAAGGAGGAAACGCGGGAAACACUUAGUUCAUUCAGCUCCAGUCAAAGUCCUUCUGAGGAUAUAUCGUCUAUGCCCAGUAAUAUGAGUUUUUAAAACCAUUAUCAGUCCAACCUU
Molecule: messenger RNA, 3752 nt
Organism: Leguminivora glycinivorella
Lineage: Eukaryota; Metazoa; Arthropoda; Insecta; Lepidoptera; Tortricidae
Gene: Taf2
Product: transcription initiation factor TFIID subunit 2
Exons: 19
Biological process (GO): transcription initiation at RNA polymerase II promoter
Cellular component (GO): transcription factor TFIID complex
Molecular function (GO): chromatin binding; zinc ion binding; metallopeptidase activity
Source: RefSeq, a predicted model, not a curated record